This is a messenger RNA of Hibiscus syriacus, 1353 nucleotides long. RefSeq names its product pectate lyase-like. NCBI's taxonomy places the organism in Eukaryota, Viridiplantae, Streptophyta, Magnoliopsida, Malvales, Malvaceae. The record is from RefSeq and is a predicted model, not a curated record. Gene Ontology annotation, molecular function: pectate lyase activity. The coding region runs from base 1 to 1353 and encodes 450 amino acids. The transcript has a single exon.
AUGGCUGCCGCUACGGGGAACCAAGGUUUUAGUUUAUGUUUGUUGUGUUUGUUGUUUGUUGUAAUAAUCCCGACACCGCAGGCUCACAUCGCCGAGUACGAUGAUUACUGGAGGGAACGUGAAUUGCAGGCAAAAGAGAAUCUGGAAAGAGAGUAUAAUCCCAGACCGGAGGAGGUUACGAAUCAUCUGAACGACCGUGUCGCCGCCACGUUGACGGAGCUCGGUUCUAACGGCACGGCCACGUCGAGGCGGUCGUUGGCGAGGUUGGGGAGGAAGAGACGAGAGACUAAGUGUGAGGCGACCAACCCGAUCGACCAGUGUUGGCGGUGUGAUCCUAACUGGGAAAAGAAUAGGAAGAGGCUGGCUGAUUGCGCUCUUGGAUUCGGACGUGGUGUGACCGGCGGAAAGAAUGGAGAAAUUUACGUCGUGACAAAUUGUUCCGAUGAUGUUAUUAACCCGGCGCCGGGGACUUUACGUCACGCCGUCACCCGGAACGUGCCGCUUUGGAUCAUCUUCUCGAGGGGGAUGAUCAUCAGACUGAAGGAGGAGCUCAUUAUGACGUGCGAUAAAACGAUCGAUGGUCGGGGAGCUAAUGUGCAUAUUGCUUAUGGGGCUAGUUUUACCAUCCAGUUUAUCAAGAACGUUAUCAUCCAUAACAUCCAUAUCCACCACAUUAUUCCGGGGAAAGGCGGGCUGAUUCAGGACGGCGCCAAUCACAUCGGGUUGAGGACGAGGAGCGACGGCGAUGGGGUUUCCAUUUUCGGAGCAACCAACAUUUGGCUCGACCAUCUUUCGAUUUACAAAUGCUCCGACGGCAUCAUCGACAUCAUUCAGGGUAGCACCGCCAUCACCAUCUCUAAUUGUCAUAUCACCGAUCACAACGACGUGAUGUUGUUCGGAUCAAGCGACAGCUACACGCAGGACGAGAAGAUGCAGGUCACCGUCGCGUUCAACCGUUUCGGCAAAAAUCUUGUACAGAGAAUGCCGAGAGCUCGAUUUGGCUUCGUCCACGUCGUCAACAACGACUACACUUUCUGGAACAUGUACGCCAUCGGCGGCAGCAGCCACCCCACGAUCAUCUCACAAGGCAACCGGUUCAGAGCUCCACGGAACAUCGCGGCCAAAGAGGUGUUGAAGAGGGAGUUUACGGCACCGGAAGUGUGGAAGUGCUGGGACUGGAGAUCGGACGGCGAUGUGUUGUUGAACGGCGCCAUCUUUAUCCAAUCAGGGAGUCCAGACGCCAUCAAGAAGUUCGCGCCUGAGAAAACGAUAAAAUUUAUGUCGGGCCAUAAAGUGCCCCUCAUCGUUCAUUACUCCGGUGCACUUACCUGCAGCCCCGGCAAGCCAUGCUAG